GCUCGGCGCGGCUCGGCACGGCUCGGCACGGCACGGCUCGGCUCCGGCAGGUCCCGAGCCAUUCAAACAAGUGGCUCCCGCAGCACUUGGGAGCCGGGGCUGGAGAGAGGGCGCGGAGCGGCUCCCCCUGCCCCGGAGGCGCGGGGCCCUUCACACUGCCUCCUUCUCUGGCGCUCGCUCUUUAUUUGACGAUGAAAUAAUGUUGACAUGUCUUGAAUUAUUAAGUAUUCCCUGGAUUUUAUUAGCACAUGAUGCCUAAAUGCUGCCUGUAUCUGCCGGGGUCUUAACCAGAGAGGAGCGAAGGAGAGAGGCAGAGACACAGAGCGAGGGAGAGGAGAGAGAGGGGUUUUUGACAGCUGUAUUUGUGCUGAUAAGCGAAGGCACAAGGAGACGAUCGACUAGUGAGACAAGAGGGAAGCGGCAGCUCGGAGCUGCUGAGAGGGGCUGCGCUUCCCUCCCGAGACGGCUCGGCCCUCCCGGCGCCGUGCUGGGGCUUGGGGGGGACCCGAGCCCCCUCCCAGCGCCUGGCCGGGCUCUCGGCCGCUGCCCGUGCCGGGGGGCAGCCCGCUGGCUGGGCACGCCGGCCGCGCGGGGCAGAUGCCGAUUGAGAUCGUGUGUAAAAUCAAAUUUGCCGAGGAGGAUGAGAAGCAGAAGGAGAAAGAAGAAGGGGACAAGGAGAGCCUGAUCGAGGAGCCCGCGCGGCCCCGCUCCCGGGACCUGGCCGCCUUCGCCAGCGCCAGCACGCUGCACGGCCUGGGGCACAUCUGCCGCUCGGGGCGGCUGGGCGUGCGCCAGACCCUCUGGGCGCUCGCCUUCCUGGCCUCGCUCGCCUUCUUCCUCUACCAGGCGGCCAAGUCGGCACUGCUCUACCUGGAGCACCCCCACGUCAUGGCCCUGGACGAGGAGGCCAUCCGCGAGAUGGUCUUCCCCGCCAUCACCAUCUGCAACAUCAACCGCUACCGCCACUCGGCGCUCACCGACGCCGACAUCUUCCACCUGGCCAACAUGACCGGGCUGCCCCCCAAGGACCGCGACGGCCACAAGGCCACGGACCUGCUCUACCCCGACCCCGACAUGGCCGACAUCGUCAACCGCACCGGCCACCAGCUUGACGACAUGCUCAAGAGCUGCAACUUCAGCGGCGAGAACUGCUCCUCCCGGGAUUUCACUGUGGUCUAUACGCGCUACGGCAAAUGCUACACCUUCAACGGGGACCGGAGGAACCCGCGGGUCACCCGCCAGGGCGGCAUGGGCAACGGGCUGGAGAUCAUGCUGGACAUCCAGCAGGAGGAAUACCUGCCCAUCUGGAGGGAGACCAACGAGACAUCGUUCGAAGCUGGCAUCCGAGUCCAGAUCCACAGCCAGGACGAGCCGCCCUACAUCCAUCAGCUGGGCUUCGGCGUCUCGCCUGGCUUCCAGACCUUUGUGUCCUGCCAGGAGCAGCGGCUCACCUACCUGCCGCAGCCCUGGGGCAACUGCCGGGCCAGCGUGCAGGGGGAGCAGACCCUGCCCGGCUACGACACCUACAGCAUCGCCGCCUGCCGCCUGCAGUGCGAGAAGGAGGCCGUGGUGCGCAGCUGCCACUGCCGCAUGGUCCACAUGCCAGGCAACGAGUCCAUCUGCUCUCCCAACGUCUACAUCGAGUGUGCUGACCACACGCUGGACGCGGCGGUGGAGGACAGCCAGGAGCGCUGCAGCUGCCCCACACCGUGCAACCUGACCCGCUACGGCAAGGAGAUCUCCAUGGUGCGCAUCCCCAACAAGGGCUCAGCGCGCUACCUGGCCCGCAAGUACAACAAGAACGAGACCUACAUUCGGGAGAACUUCCUGGUGCUGGACAUCUUCUUCGAGGCGCUCAACUACGAGGCCAUUGAGCAGAAGAAAGCCUACGACCUUGCCGGGCUGCUCGGGGACAUCGGGGGACAGAUGGGCCUGUUCAUCGGCGCCAGCAUCCUCACCAUCCUGGAGAUCCUGGACUACAUCUACGAGGUGAUCCGUGACAGGGUGAGCCGCGUCCUGCGCCGCUCCAAGCCGCCCCUGAAGAAGCCCUCGGGCAGCAUCGCCACGCUGGGGCUGGAGGAGCUCAAGGACCAGAGCCCCUGCGAGACGCUGGGCCGGCACGUGGAGGGCGCCUACAACGCGGGCAUCCUGCCCAACCACCACCACCGCCACCACUACCCGCACCAGGGCGUCUUCGAGGACUUCGCCUGCUAGGCCAGCUGGGGACAGGGGGCGGCCAGCCCCCACCCCGCGCUGUCCCCUCCCCGCCGUCCUCAUGGAGAGGCACCGCGGCACAGGGAACAGCCGCGCCGCUCGCCCCCGGCCGUGCCACCGGCACCGCCGCGGCCCCCAGCCCCCCCGCCCAGCCCCUCCGCUUGCCCCCAGGCGUGCGGGGUCAGCCCUGUCUCAAGCACACGGGAUGGGGGGGCCG
Anas platyrhynchos (mallard) is the source of this 2431-nucleotide messenger RNA. It is a transcript of the gene ASIC4, whose product is annotated as acid sensing ion channel subunit family member 4. Gene Ontology annotation, biological process: sodium ion transmembrane transport. Gene Ontology annotation, molecular function: ligand-gated sodium channel activity. Gene Ontology annotation, cellular component: plasma membrane. NCBI's taxonomy places the organism in Eukaryota, Metazoa, Chordata, Aves, Anseriformes, Anatidae. The record is from RefSeq and is a predicted model, not a curated record.